AUGGCAAGACGACAGAAACAUGUGGCUGUACUCCCAACACCGCCUAAUGAGGAGAACUACAUCUAUCCUUCAGUGGAGCAGCCGCUGCGAGUUGAAACAUCAUCAAAGCAGGUUGAACGAGAAAGUUGUACACCAGAUCCGUCACCUAGGAAUUGGAAGCAAGAUAUCGAGGCCGCUAUUGAUGCGGAGACUGAUCAGAUGAUCGAAUUUCUAGACGACUUUUCAGCUGCUGCCAGGUCUUCGACUCAAAAUUUGACUGGAAGAGAGUGCUGGGAUGGCUACGCGACUACAGCACCAGUAGCCGCUGUAAUAUCUUCGUUCCUCUCAUUGAGGCGGACUAAGAACGUCGCGCUAGGUUCACCAACGUUUCCUUCUGUGGUCAGUGUCUUUGAUGAAGGUGAAGGUCCUUGCCUUGUGCUGAAUGGGCUUUUGUGUCCACGUUUGACAUCACCAUCCCAUCCAUAUUCCUUCAAUAAGACCACAGGUCCAUUAUUAGACUCGCUGCCGAUAUCAGCGCACGCAGCAGGUACUGCGGCCAUCGUGGCUGCUUACGCUUACCUGCAUUCCAUCCGGCACCACCUCUUCGGCACCAUCGUGCUGGCAGCCAUAUCUGACACCGAGGAAGGACAUCUGGGUACAUGCCGACACCUACUUCGCACUGAUGAGAGGAGAUCACUCUGGAGAGGCGACUGCAUGAUCACCGCCGUCGCCACAUCCAAUGCUCUCAAUCCAACGCCCUCUUCGCCAGAUUCCUUCUCCUCUAGACCCGCCACAAAAACCAUCGAUCCAGCAACUUUUGAUCUAGCAUCUUCAUGCUGGCAGAGAAACUCGCUGAUCAAGGAUUUCAUACCUUCGCGCCUAUCGACACCCUGCGCAACUCACCCUGUUGCUACCUCGUUGUCGAACAAUGGAAAGCGGGUGUUGGGUAGACGACCUAGUAUACCCGAUUUCCAAACUGGACGGCAGCUAGGCUCACACACUCGCUUCUGGACCGAAGUCGGUGUUUCAAGUUUCUGUCUUGGUGUCGGUGGUAUGGAGAGCAAUGAAGAAACAGCAUCACCACCACAUCAAAACCCGAAACACACGACAGAUUUGGAUACCAUGUGCGAGGAAAUGGUUGAUUCCGGAAUCCACGAUACCGUGAUGGGCGAUCGAGGAGGCACAGAGACCAACAAAAACGAAAACGGAAAUGUCGAAGAGGUGGACAAGAAACAGUGGAUUCAACUUGUCAAAGUGUUGGUGUUGACGGCGUGGGAUCAGGUGGGGUUGGAAUCGUGA
Messenger RNA from Aureobasidium musti, 1278 nucleotides. The record is from the annotation of a GenBank genome assembly. NCBI's taxonomy places the organism in Eukaryota, Fungi, Ascomycota, Dothideomycetes, Dothideales, Saccotheciaceae.